This is a messenger RNA of Lotus japonicus, 2793 nucleotides long. RefSeq lists its product as uncharacterized. Bases 73 to 1761 code for a protein of 562 amino acids. The transcript has 3 exons. The record is from RefSeq and is a predicted model, not a curated record. Lineage: Eukaryota; Viridiplantae; Streptophyta; Magnoliopsida; Fabales; Fabaceae.
ACCCGGGGUCUGGAUCCGCCACUGGUCACAUUUGAUUUCACCAUCACCUUCUUCUUCCUCUCAGAUUGGGAAAUGUCUAAACGACAGAAGCUCGUUGGUCAAUCGGUGAAGAACACAUUGUCUUCCUCUUCUUCAUCCGAGGAUUAUGACUGGGUCAAUUUAGAAGUUCGUAGGUUAUCUUCCAUUUAUACCUCCCCCAAAUCAAUCAACAAGCUUAGGUCUCAGUUGUCCUUGUCUUCAAAAGAAAAUGCUGGAAAAAUCACUAUAGAGGAAUGUUAUGAGGACGAGCCGGUUUGUUUCAAUCAAGCACCAGGUGGUUCUUCGCCGGAGUUUUUUUACAUGUAUGAGACCUUGUUUAGCAGGUUAAACAUAAAACUCCCUUUCUCUGAAUUCGAAUGUGAUGUUCUGAGAACCUUGAAAGUUGCUCCUACCCAGUUGCAUCCUAAUAGCUGGGCGUAUGUUCGCGCGUUCAGCAUACUAUGCCGAAACUAUAAGAUAAACCCCUCUGCCCGUCUGUUCUUUUGCUUCUUUGAAAGAAUGUUUAGUCGCAAAGGGUGGGUUUCCCUAAUUAGGAUUCCAGGGAAGAGUAUACUUUCCCUCUUCACGUCAUCGUAUAAAAAUUUCAAAACCAAGUAUUUUCGUGUUAAAAACAGUCAAGAUUUCCCUGAAUUGAUAAAAGAUGCUAGCGGGGGCUAUAAAUUUCCUCUAUACUGGUCAUCCAACCCCUCGCCAAUUAGUGUGACUGACCGAUCUAGCCUUACGCCUAUUGAACGAGUUCAUGCCAGUUUCCUGGAGACCUUUCCUACCCUGAGUAGCUCUGAUAUAAUCAAUUUGGGAAACAAACCAGUUGCCUUGCGACAGUAUUUAGCCAAGAUGUCUCCCAUGACCGAUGCAGACCUUUUGGCUUAUUACACCAAGAAGAACAAAGCUAAGAAGACCAAUGCUACUAAUGGAAAAGAUCAAGCCCCUGAAAACAAAGAGCUGACUGAACAAUCUGAGUCCACCAUCAAGGAAAUUUUCACCAAAAAAAGAAAAAAGAUGUCUGAAAAUUCUGCUGAAGUUUCUACCUCUAAUCUGUCGAGGCCCUCGACUCAGAAGUCAUUUUCCAAGACUAGUGAAAUUGAACAGUGGCAGUCAGUCCUCCAAGAGUGUGAGAACAAGGUCGUUGGCGAGGCAUCGAGUCUCAGGGACAAGCAAUUCCCAAUAUCUGACUUAAUUGAUACCUAUCUCACCAAUAAUAAGGAUGUGGAGAAAGUGAAAAAUCUCAAUUCUGAAAAACUUUGCCAAGCUUUGGAAACCUAUGCUCUCCAAACUACCUUCCUUGCUCAAUCUUUGGAGAAGAGAUGGGAACAACAUGAGAAAGAUUUUGAAACUUUGAAAAGAAGCAACGAAGAACUCAAGGGUCAGUUGGACAAGGCAAAGAAGGCUGAGAAGGAUUUAGAUGAUUUAAGAAAGAAGUUUCAUGCUCAGGAACUUGAGAAUAUAGUAAAGGAUUUGAAGUUUAAGGAGAUGGAAGAAGAGAAAAAGAAUUUGGUUACUACUUUGGAGACUGAUCGCGAUGAACUUAAAGUGGCUUGUGAGAAUCUUGAGGCUGAAGUGGAAGAGUUGAAGGGUGAGGUGGCUUUAAAGUAUGCGUCCGGGUUUGAUAAAGCUAUUAUGCAGGUCCGUUUCCUGUAUCCUAACUCAAAUUUGGAGGAGACCGGACCUUUUAAAGUUGUGAAAGAUGGAAAGUUGGUCGAUCAGUUUCCUAAUUGUAACUAGUUAUGUAUAGAUAUUAACAUUAUCCUUUUGUAUCGUGUGUUAAGAAGUAACUUAUUGCACCUGCUAUUUUAGCAAUGUCAGAUCCAUUUUCAUGAUUGUGAACUUUAUGUUCUUCUACUUUGGAUGUCUAUGCAAAUGAAAUGUCGGAAUUUAAUCCUUUUUUUAUGACAUGGAUCUUUAGUAGAUAGAAGGUUCACAUGACAUUAUUCUAAUGGAAAAGCUAUGAUCAGGCUUGAUAGGUUUAUUGUUUGUGAAGAAUCGAUUGUGGUCUUGGAAAAUCUAGUUCAGUGGACUCUGAAAAUGGUCUUAUUUAUCAUAAUCCUAUUGUUAGUAGGAACUGUAAUUUAGAUUGGGGGCCAAGCCUUUUUUAGGGAUCUUUAUCAAAGGUGGAUCUUUAAUAGUUCUGGAAUUAAUUUAUACAUGUCAGUCAGCAUAUAUUCUUUUGUAGGAAAAUAAAGUUGCCUAAAUCACGGCAACACUUCACAUUUUCUUUCCUUUAGAAGCUUUUGGAAGUCUCUUGCACCUCUAGAGGUUUUAAAUUUUUUCUUAGCAGGUCAGUUUGGAUCGGGGGCCUACAAAAUCAAUGACUGAAAUCAAGUUCUUUUUGUUUUCUGCAAGUCAUGUCUGCAAUUUAAUUUUUUUUAAAUCCAUGUAAGCAUCAUUAACACAGUCAGCGAUCCAAAUCAUCACUUUUCUUCUUCAUCUAUUUAUUCCCUCCAACCACCCACAUUCGAAGCUUUUUGUUCAUUUGGGGUUGAUAAGGUGGGGUUUUGAUCGCUGGGUGUGGCGACAAGAAAGGAGAUGAUGGUCUCGUGAUCUGAGUUCAUCGUUCAAUAUGGUAUGAGAAGAUUCUUGAAGCUUUCUCUGCUCUCUCUGGUGCGAUGAUUUUCCCAGCUUCAACAAUGGCGUUUUCAGUUGGCAAUCGUCUCAUUCUUGCUCCUCUCCUUCAAUCUGGUUUGUGAUUUGUGUUCUCUGAUUUUCUAUCUGGCUCUGGUUUUCAACACUGCCUACAGAUUCGCGUUCUAAUCGCGA